UCCCUCGGUGCGGCGGGGGCAUCCGGCUCUGAGGCGCCGCAUCAUGUGGGCUCUCGCGGAGCCGGGCCGCUGCGAGACGACGACGGCGCUUUUGCGGAGUCUCCUCCUCAGUGAGCGGGGCCAUGAGGCGCUGAGGCGAAAGGAGGAAGCGGGAGUCAGUGCCAGUCCCCUGAGCGAGCGGCGAAGCAUGUAAACGAGGCAGAGGAAGGGAGGGAAGAAGCUGCCACCGCCGAAAUCGCAGCCUCGUCAGGCUCCUUCUUGUGCGCAUGCGCGGGCCCCCCUCCCUUGUGUGCUGUGGAGGGGGGCAACAUGGCGACGUCUAAUCUCUUAAAGAAUAAAGGUUCACUUCAGUUUGAAGACAAGUGGGAUUUCAUGCGCCCCAUUGUUCUGAAGCUUUUACGUCAGGAAUCUGUAACAAAACAGCAAUGGUUUGAUCUGUUUUCCGAUGUGCAUGGAGUUUGUUUGUGGGAUGAUAAAGGCCCAGCAAAAAUACAUCAGGCUUUGAAAGAAGACAUCCUUGAUUUCAUUAAACAAGCACAAGCAAGAGUGCUCAGUCACCAAGAUGAUACUGCACUUCUGAAAGCCUAUAUUGUAGAAUGGCGUAAAUUCUUCACACAAUGUGAUAUAUUACCUAAGCCAUUUUGUCAGUUAGAGAUCACUCUCAUGGGCAAACAAGGCAGCAAUAAGAAAUCCAAUGUAGAAGACAGUAUUGUACGAAAGCUCAUGUUAGAUACUUGGAAUGAGUCCAUAUUUUCAAAUAUAAAGACUCGCCUUCAGGACAGUGCAAUGAAGUUGGUCCAUGCUGAACGACUGGGGGAGGCAUUUGAUUCUCAACUAGUCAUUGGUGUUAGAGAAUCCUAUGUUAAUCUGUGUUCCAAUCCAGAAGAUAAACUCCAGAUUUAUCGGGAUAAUUUUGAAAAAGCAUACCUUGAUUCAACAGAGAGAUUUUAUAGAACUCAAGCUCCUUCGUAUUUGCAACAAAAUGGUGUACAGAAUUAUAUGAAAUAUGCAGAUGCUAAACUAAAGGAAGAAGAAAAAAGAGCACUACGGUAUUUAGAAACCAGACGUGAAUGUAAUUCUGUAGAAGCGCUCAUGGAGUGUUGUGUUAAUGCUCUGGUGACAUCUUUUAAGGAGACCAUUUUAGCAGAAUGCCAAGGCAUGAUCAAACGAAAUGAAACUGAAAAGUUGCAUUUAAUGUUUUCAUUGAUGGAUAAAGUUCCCAAUGGAAUAGAACCUAUGUUAAAAGAUUUGGAAGAACAUAUUGUUAGUGCUGGAUUGGCAGACAUGGUAGCAGCAGCUGAAACCAUUACUACUGAUUCUGAAAAAUAUGUAGAACAAUUGCUUACAUUAUUUAAUCGAUUUAGCAAACUGGUUAAAGAAGCUUUCCAAGAUGACCCAAGAUUUCUUACCGCAAGAGAUAAGGCAUAUAAAGCAGUUGUAAAUGAUGCUACUAUAUUUAAACUUGAAUUACCACUGAAACAGAAGGGAGUUGGAUUGAAAACACAGCCAGAGUCCAAGUGCCCAGAACUACUUGCUAAUUAUUGUGAUAUGUUGUUAAGAAAAACACCGCUCAGCAAAAAACUAACAUCUGAAGAAAUUGAAGCAAAGCUUAAAGAAGUGCUGUUGGUACUGAAGUAUGUGCAAAACAAAGAUGUUUUCAUGAGAUACCACAAAGCUCACUUAACAAGGCGUCUAAUAUUGGAUAUAUCAGCAGACAGUGAAAUAGAAGAGAACAUGGUAGAAUGGCUAAGGGAAGUAGGUAUGCCAGCUGAUUAUGUAAAUAAACUGGCGAGAAUGUUCCAGGAUAUCAAAGUAUCUGAAGAUUUGAACCAGGCCUUCAAAGAAAUGCACAAAAAUAAUAAGCUGGCCCUUCCAGCUGAUUCUGUGAAUAUCAAAAUUUUAAAUGCUGGAGCCUGGUCCAGAAGUUCUGAAAAGGUGUUUGUAUCACUUCCCACGGAAUUAGAAGACCUCAUUCCAGAGGUGGAAGAGUUCUACAAAAAGAACCACAGUGGCAGGAAGCUUCACUGGCAUCAUCUUAUGUCCAAUGGCAUUAUAACUUUUAAGAAUGAAGUUGGCCAGUAUGAUUUGGAGGUAACAACAUUUCAGCUGGCUGUCCUUUUUGCAUGGAACCAAAGACCCCGAGAGAAGAUCAGCUUUGAAAAUCUCAAAUUGGCAACAGAACUCCCUGAUGCAGAGCUUAGGAGAACUUUGUGGUCUCUUGUAGCAUUUCCAAAGUUGAAACGUCAGGUUUUGUUAUAUGAACCUCAAGUCAAUUCGCCCAAAGACUUUACAGAAGGAACCCUCUUCUCAGUCAACCAGGAGUUCAGCUUAAUAAAAAAUGCUAAAGUUCAAAAAAGAGGUAAGAUAAACCUAAUUGGUAGACUACAACUAACCACAGAGAGAAUGCGAGAAGAGGAAAAUGAAGGGAUAGUCCAAUUAAGAAUAUUACGAACCCAGGAGGCUAUCAUCCAAAUAAUGAAAAUGAGGAAGAAAAUUACUAAUGCUCAACUUCAGACUGAACUAGUAGAGAUAUUAAAAAACAUGUUCUUACCACAGAAGAAAAUGAUAAAAGAGCAGAUUGAAUGGCUUAUAGAACACAAAUAUAUCAGAAGAGAUGAAUCAGAUAUCAACACUUUUAUAUACAUGGCAUAGUGUGAAGACUCUUACAGGAAGAUGCAGAGAAAUGUGUGAUGAAGGUGGUUUGGGUGAACGAAACUACAAAACAGACUUCUGAAGAAGGACUAGUUUGACUCGCAUUGCAUAUUCAGAUCCCUGCCUUACCUUACCAGAGGACUUUGUUUUGCCAACCUUUUUUUCAGCUAGCAUGAUGGCAUUUCCUUCAUGUUGCACACUUUUUUAACAGCAUGAUGUUCUUUUUUUGUUGGGGAAACUUUGCAUUCAUGGAGAGCCCAUUGUGAGCUUUUUAAAGGUUUGAUUUGAACCCAUUUGGAACAGAAACGAUUUGGGUUUUUUUAGAGGAACAGUACUUGCACAAGGAAAAUAUCUACACUUAUUCAUGCACUGAAGAACUGUUGUUAAAUUUUCACAUUAAAACAAACGGGACUAGAAGUAGCACUUCCCACUUUGUGUUUUGGAUCAACAGCCUAAAUAUAUUUUCCCAAUUUUGAUCUCUUUGUGUGUAUAAAAUGUGAGCAAGACACAUACAUGACAUCUGAAGAUAUAUAUUUAACUGUUGGCUCAAGCAAGUGCUUCAAUAUAACAAUGGAUUUUGAAUAUUGAGAAAUAAGUGAUGCUAAACAAAAUAUAUCAAAUAUUUCACUGUUCUUUGCAGAACUGGGUAAAUUCAUGUUUAUUGGACAGAUGGUUUGUUUCAAUACCCUCCAUUUUUAAGAGACAGAGGUGGUGCUUUAUAUUUAAGAAAUGUGUUUCAUGGAUUGGUCUACUAUGGUGAAACAAAAGGAAAUAUUAAGUGUAUUUCUUUGUACAUUUAAUAUUUGUAUUUACUGUUUUAGUAUGCUUCUGAAUGCAUUAAUUAUAGCCGGUGCACAAAUCCCCCAAAAUAGAAAUUAACGUUUUGACAAUCCCUAUACAUUUUCUUCUUUUGAUUAUUUAUUUGAAUCUAUGUAAUACAGUUUUAUGCUGAAAAAAAAAGCCUGACUGUGUGGAAGAAGACAAUUCUUAUUUGACCCGUUUGAUAUCCAUAUGCUGACAGAGUGACACAAAUCCUAACAGGCUAUAAGGCUUGUCUAUCAAAAACUCCUGCAGCCAACAUCGUUUACUUGAGUGGAUUGUGCCCUUGUUCUUUUUCUUUAUUAAAAUAUCUGCUUCGACAUUAAAGAAGCCAAGGAACCCACACUAAGGCUUUAAAGCAAAGUCUGAUUUACUGAAAUCAAAGUAAUUAUUACAUCAACAUUUGAAACAAAUGCUAAUAAUGAAGCAAUUCUAAGGAAUGUCUUCUUUACCUUUCCCUGAAUAACUGCUGAGUUGCUGCUUUGUCUAGAUGAUUUGAAAUUUCCAUCAUGUUCUAGAUCCCUUGUAGUGGUUUCAGUGCUGCCAGCAUAUGAAGAAAGAAAGGAAAAAGGAAGGGAGAAAAGAUGUUUUUAUUGUACCGUAUUACUACUACUGCUACUAUACACGUGAAUGCAUCUGUGUAAAGCUCCCUUUCAGAUUGUAGUGACCCAGAACAGUCAUCCUUCCCUUUGGUGGUUAGUGGUUAUGCAAACGAAUCCUAUGUGUUGCUGUUUAUUGGCUGAAGAAUGAGAUCAGAUGGAUUGUAAUCGAGGUAAAACGAUUCUGGUAAGAGCAGCUGUAUUUUGCAGCAAAGAUUUACUCUUUUGGAAACACAAAAGUCAGUAACUACAACAUACCAGCUUCUAAAUAUCAUAUAAUGUUGGGAUAGAGAGUAAAGACAGUGCAGAAUAUGCCAGUGAACAGCAAGCUUCAAUGAAUCUGUAAAACAGGGAGAUAAUAAUAGAGUAGUGGUUUAAAGUCGUGACUUUCCUGCAUUUUCUAUUCUUAGUAGAAUAGAGAACAAUAUUUUUUAAAAUGUUCAAACGUGAAUUAGAAUUGCAAUAUUUCAGCUUAAAAUAGUUGUGGACAAGACUUAAAGAAAAUGUUUUACUACUUAUAAAACACUCAGUAUAUGUUAGCAGGAAGAACACUAUUGUUAUUUUCCCACUGAUUAUCUGCAUUUGACUGGAAGUUCCUUCAGAAAUACAUAGGAAAUUAAAUUCAAUAGAAUGGUAUACCUCCUGUUAAAUUACUUUGACAGAGUGCUUUUAAAUUGUAUGCUUCCUAUUAAAUUCAGAUGUGGACUAGGAGGUAUGAUAUCUUAAAUAUAAUGAGCUCUGAUCAUAUUAAAUUUCUUAGUACUAUUCAGACAUUAGAAACCUUCAGACUUAAUUCAUUUUUUUAAAUUUCCAAGCAGUGCAAAAGUUUCUGAUGGGAUUGUGGCUCUUCAAAACUACCCCCUGCUCUUUCUUUCUAGCUCCUUGCACCCCAUAGAAAUGAAGCAUCCAUGGCAGCACAAAGGCUGCAUUUUGAAGGGGGAAUUGCCCCAAAUCCACGCACAUCUGGAAGCACUUUAGGAGCACAGGUGGGGCUGUUGCGGUUUCAUCUGUCUUGUUCAUUUCCAUAGAAGGAAAAUACUGAGUGCUCACUUUGUCUCCAUCUCAUGCGAUUCUUUCAUAUGAAAGCCAAUUCAAUGUGUUUAAGGCCAGGGAAUUAAAACAGACAAUGUGCCUAUAAAGUGGUUCAGGGUUUUUCUUUCUUUCCUUUUUUCCUGUCUGUGGGAACAGCAUGUCAUGCAAAAUACUGAAUCUGAAAAUCACACCAGCGAUUUCCUUACAGCUGCAAAAUCACCUUUUCGCAUCCUUUGUUCAGGACACUUUCACCAAGAUGCCCUUAAGGCUAAGGUUAUCAGGAAUGGUAAAAAAUAUAUAUACUAGUAUGCAGAAGUAUGAAAACAUCCAAAUCUUUCCUUUAAAAAAUAAACAAACAGUCAUUGCAAUAUGGCAACAUGACACUUUUAAAGCUGAUUUUAGCUUUGGAUGUUUUUCUCCAAAGACUUAGCAUUAAAGAGGUGCUGCUUCUCAAAAAUGUGUGUUGCCACAAGCACUGCCAUUGUGGUUUGUAUUAAGUAAUAUUAGCUGUGAAAAAUAAUGUAGGUUGCUUUGAUUUUUAAAUGCAGGUGUUUUUGACACAGCCAAUGAGGUUCACACUUAAUUUUGAAGUCUUCCAUUUAUUUUCCUUUAUCUCUCUGCUGCCCUCAUUUCCUACCUAUUCCGUUGCUUAAGUCUGUUCUUGUUGGAGCAUAGUAUAGCUAAAUUUAAUUUUUAGUGAUGGCUUUUUCCCUUUUAAACAAAGAGCAACGUGACUUGAGUAGUCAAACACUUUGAAUUUAUUUGCAUUAAACUCUCUGUUGUUAAAAGGUACAGAUUUUUAAAAUACAGCUGAGAUACAUAUUUGGUAGCUUCACUGAAAGAUUGGGUAUCUUGAGCGCAAACCUGUUUUCUAUUUUCAUGGAACCGACUGGGAUGCUUUCUUUGUAAAUUCAAGGUCCUGUUUGUGAAAUAAAACAGAGCUCGGGGGCUUUUCUGUUCAUAGACUAUAUGUAGCCUGGAGUGCAGCGCAAAUUGAGUUUCCUAGGUUGUAAUAUCUCUUGUCUACAUAUGGUUAUCUAAAGUUUUGAAUGUGUGCCACUACAUACUAGAUAAUGCUGUACAAUUUUGACUGGUAGCAGAUUUUUCCUUGUAUGGCAGUCUGGCUGAACUAUUUUGAUGUACUGCUUAAUUUGGGGGAUUUUAUUUUUUAAGUUGUAUAAUUUAUUUUCUUGCAAAAUAAAAAUGUAAUAUAAAAUAUUAUGAAAGAA
Molecule: messenger RNA, 6331 nt
Organism: Anolis carolinensis (green anole)
Lineage: Eukaryota; Metazoa; Chordata; Lepidosauria; Squamata; Anolidae
Gene: cul5
Product: cullin 5
Exons: 19
Coding region: 310-2652 (780 amino acids)
Biological process (GO): protein ubiquitination; SCF-dependent proteasomal ubiquitin-dependent protein catabolic process
Cellular component (GO): Cul5-RING ubiquitin ligase complex; SCF ubiquitin ligase complex
Molecular function (GO): ubiquitin protein ligase binding; protein-macromolecule adaptor activity
Source: RefSeq, a predicted model, not a curated record